Scheffersomyces stipitis CBS 6054 is the source of this 864-nucleotide messenger RNA. RefSeq lists its product as uncharacterized. The transcript has a single exon. The coding region runs from base 1 to 864 and encodes 287 amino acids. Gene Ontology annotation, cellular component: mitochondrial inner membrane. The record is from RefSeq and is a predicted model, not a curated record. Gene Ontology annotation, biological process: mitochondrial proton-transporting ATP synthase complex assembly. NCBI's taxonomy places the organism in Eukaryota, Fungi, Ascomycota, Pichiomycetes, Serinales, Debaryomycetaceae.
AUGUUCAGAAACUCCGUCAGACUGUUCAGCGUGGCUGUUCCACGCCUGAACAAGAGUCCUCGUUUCGUCACGACGCUCAAAGAAGCAUCCAAACCUGCUCUUGAAAAGUCUAGACCCAUCACAAAACCCAUAGGCUUGGAGUCUCCAGUACUCUUGAACCACAAGCUUGGAGACACCUAUUCGUUGACGAACAUUAAACAGGAAUUGUUCAGUUCGGAGGCAAAAGAAAGAAGACAGAAAAAGCUCGACUACGAGAUCAGACACUCGCCGUUCUAUGAAACAAAGUCGUUCAGAAACACUAAUGGUAAGAUCUUCACCCCACCGAUCUCAUUUUUCAAAAAGGACAAAGCUCUAUAUUUCCCCGACUUCAUCUCGAGCACUUUGGAUGGCCAGUCGAGGAGUUUAUACGAAAUUUUAGCUGACAAAGUCAGCAUUGUUAGAUUGUAUUCCACAGUUUCUGGCGAACAGUGCAGUCAUUCGUAUUUCAAAGUUGACGGCAAGGACUAUGCACAGGGAGAUUAUGGAGUUUUUGAGGAGAAUCAUCCACAGAGCCAGAUUAUCGACAUUAACAUUCCCCAGAACUGGAUGAAGGGAUUCUUGUUGGGUCUUUCCAAAUCCAACAUCAAAAAGACCAUUUCUCCUCAGAGACACAACAAGUACUUCAUUCUUCCAGACCAUAUCUUCCAGUACAGCUUGCGCGAAAAAUUGAUGUGCGAUAAUAUGUGCUCGGGCUAUAUCUACCUAUUGGACCACAACGGGAAGCUCCGUUGGGCCACGAGUGGUUAUGCCAAUGACGAGGAAUUGGCUUUGAUGUGGAAGUGCGUGAGAGGCUUGGAAAAGGAGUUGAGUAGUCUUAAGGAUUGA